CCUCUAGACUGACUGGCUGAUGACAUCGUUUUUCUCAAGGAUUUUCAGCAGUCGAACUUUGCAUCACACGCUUACCACGUCUUCAGUUGAAACAGUCCUUCAUACGCUUUAACUGCUUGUGCAGGUACGUUUUGCAAAUAUGUUGCUCAAAUUUUAAUGUUAUACUUUGUCUAAGCUAUGUAUAAGUAAAAUAGUUUAGUUUUUUUAUGUGAACAUUUUAAAGCAAAAUGCGUUUCGGUAGUAAAAAGAAACCACCACGUGGGUUACCGGUCAUUUCCGAAAUAAAAAUGCACACGUCCUUACAACUAAUAUUAAAUUUUAAAAAUUUCACCCUCGUUCUUACUUAUUUUCCCCACUCCCGCUGACUGAAUAGUAAUUAUACGUCUUUUAAGAAAUUUCAGUUUCGAACAGUUUGCUUUUGAACUUAGUUUGAUAUUUUCAUUGUUGAAUCAUCUAUGCAGCACCAGCACUGCUUAGGCUUUGUCAUUGUCAUUUUUUGGUCUUUACAUGGCUGGUCACGCUUAUAGAUCUUUAGACUUUCGGAAAUUUAAUAUGCUAUAUAUAAAAGUGCAGAACUAGCACAACUAAUUGGUAAAUGUCUGGACCGCGAGCGGAAUAAAAGCCACAAAUUUUGCUAGGAAUAACGUCAUACAAAAUCAGGGCUAAGUCUUUGUGUCUGACCUCACUCCCUUUAGUAUGAUUACAGUAGGUACUGGUAAUCUUGCAGUUCCAGGUGCGACAUUUCUGAUCGAAUUUCAUAUCGCGUGUAAACGUCCAUGUCUUCUUUAUAAAAUUGGUGUUAACUCUACACUAAAUUGUUCAGCACUAACCUUUUCCUUUUAUUUUAACAGCUCCCAUUGUACAUAGCCGGUUGCGUAAAUGGCGUAAACAAUCUCUCCAUUUUCUUGUUUAAUUCACCCUACAUGCAGCGUCAUGCCAGAUUGCUUAUUUUUCAACUGAAAGCAUAUUCACAAAAACGGGCCCUGCCAUAAUAUAGAUGUUGGCUAAAGGGCCUUUAAAGAUGUUCAUUUCUGAAUGCCAUCAUGAGCGACGUCAUGUUACCCUUCAGUGCCAGUUUUUUUUUAUUAUGGAUAAUCAAAUGUAUGUAUUAGUGUUGGGAGGAUAACAAAAUUUUUAACGAUUCCAAUAAGAUUCCGAAUUUACUAAAUUUUCCCAAUAUGAUUCAGAUUCCUUGCCAUUAUUACAUAUAUGUAUUACUGUGCCCAGGUACUAACCUAUUUAAUUAAUAUAAAAGUUGAGAAUUGAUUGGAAAAGUUUAUUAACUUGCUAUUGAAGCUUUACAAUAUGCUAGAUAACAAUGUCUUGGAAAGGUUUUAUACUUGUAUGCGAAACAAACUUUGCGCUGUCACCGGCUUACGCCAGUUAAUCAGUUAAGAAUCGUUUUGGUAUCGGAAUCGGGUCCGAUUCCAGAUGCUUUGGAUAAAUCAUAUUUCAAUUAUUCCGAUACGAUUCCGAUUCAUCGUCCCAUCAUUGGUAUGUAUACUAAGUUUGAUCUGGUUCCAUUUGCCCAUGCAGGAGCCUUUGUUUGGAAUUAUAUUUAUGCACCCCAUUUAAAUAUGAGGAAAAAAAAAAAUUUGGGUUUUAAAACAAAACGGAAAACCCAACCCUUUUAAAAAAACCUAAAAAACCCCCCCCCCCCCUAUUUUCAUUCUUUUUGCGCACAUGCCUACAGUUUGAAAAUUUCGUUUAACAUACCAGCUUAUAGGUAAUCGAAAAUCGGGCAACGGUAAAAAAAAUACAACGAGCUAUGGAAGGUUGGGGGAUGUUCAAAGACGCUUUAGAAGCACUGCAUAAUUAGGACUUUGACACAAAAUUUAAAUAUUGUCAAUAUUGUCCGAUUGCAAUUGAUACAUUUUAAAGGAGCUAGCUGUCCACAGGAAAUGUUCCAGCCCUCACAAAGUAGCACUUGCCUUCUGUGAAAAAUCCUCAACAGUAGGCGCAGAAACAUUAUAAAUCCCCUCUACAUGCAUAGGAGCCUAAAUGCUCAAUAAAUUGAUCGUGGGCCCUUGAUAUAUAGAAGAAGCAGCAGCUGCUUUAUAACACCAAUUUCAUGUAUCUUUUAUAGAAGUGGAGUUAUUUUAUUAAAGAUUUUUUUUGAAACCCCUUUCUUUAUCUUUGUAGUUAGUGAAAAGUGUGACCCACUUUCCAAAUUUCUGACUUUUAUCAAAACUUUUUAUUUUAAAAGAUAAUGCUAACAAAUUUUCAGGAGACAUUCUCAAUGCAAUAUGCGACAUAAUAAACAACAAAACUUCUAUAUAACUUCAAGACUUAUUUUUUAAUAUAUUUAUUUGAGAGUAUUUUAAGAAAAACAUGAACAGAAAAAUCGAAAAAAUUAUUUUUAAAGGAAAAAACAAAAAUACAUGUUUAUUGUAUUGUGAGUCACAAUGGUGCCUUUUGUUGAAAAAAAAAUAAUGUAAUUAAUAGUUUCAAUAAUAUGAUUAAAACGUGAUAGUACACAAAAAAUUAACACCAGGUACUCUAGGUCUAAUUAAAAUUUUACCAAAAUGGUAAUACCCUGACAGUUUUUUCAAAAGAAACAAUGCGGCAUGGACUACCAAGGUUUGACAAAUAUUUUAUUCCAAAUUAAGAAUUAAAUUCUUAAAAAUGUCUUGUUAUAAUAUCUGCUUAAAACCUUAACAAAGUGUCUUGACAAACAAAGGCAACUGGUUUUAUACUUAGGGAAGUUUAUUGUGGACCAUUUGCAGCUCAAAAAGUUCUAAGGUUUUUUGUGUCUGAGCUUUCUGUGGGGAAAUUGAUGCUCCCAAUUCGGUAUUGAAAAGCCAGUCUAUUAACGUGGUCAGUACAUGGCACAGAACAGAGCCUCUGAUUUGUUAAAAUCGGUAAACAAUACUGCUCUAAGUUUCUUGAUAUUUUGUAGAGGUUUGGACAUGUUUUCUCAAUGGUGCUUUAUGCUUCGCUUUACACUAUCUUUACAUGCAGGUAACAUUGCCAAUGGCUCUUAAUUUACCGACACUGAAACAUGCAACAAUACACAGAUAGUAUAGGAUUAUUUGGUUAGGGUCUAACCAAGGGAGCGUCACUAUUUUAGCUCCUCUCUCCCCGUGAGCCUCCCAACUCGCCUUAGGCAAAUUGUAUUGUAUAUAUAAAAGUAUUAGGACAUGUCCAAGGGAAAUUGUUUUGUAAGGUCCUAAGAUAACUAUCUAAGAUCUAAGACCUAAGAUCUUUGCUAUGUCUGGAAAACUAGAUUUCUGAUUGGACUUGUAUAACUAGACAGACCUUCAAUAUGUCAAAAAUAGAUCAUCAGUUAUCAACAAGAUAGAUGGGAUUAAUUUUGAAAGUAUAUUUUUUUCCUCCAUUUUUAGUUUAGUGCACUUCACAAUGUAUAGGAUAGCCAAUGUGUUCCGCUCAUCAGCUGCCAAGCAACUGGUUCCAGUAGUAAGACGUCAUUAUGCAAAGGACAUUAAGUUUGGAUCAGAUGCAAGAGCUCUUAUGUUACAAGGUGUAGAUCUGUUGGCAGAUGCAGUUGCAGUCACAAUGGGGCCAAAAGUAAGUAAUCUUACAUACUUAUGGUGGUUAGGGACUACCCACUUCUUAACUACAAAAGCUUCUUUUUUUUUUACAUUCUGUUAAUUGGCUGAAUUUGUUCUAAUGUUGACAUAUUUAGCACAUACUAUACCUCUGUAUGUUCUUUGUGGGCAUAUAGAAUGUAAAUUGUGCUACAGGAAAGAUCCUUUUAUAAAAACUGCAAAACAGUUUUGUAGUACUAGUGAUUUUACUCAAAAGGUACAGAUUAUAUAAAAUAAUUAACACCUUCAUUUUCAAUAUGAAUCCAAUUUUUCAGCUCAAAUUGUUUUUACGUAUUAAUUUUGCUUUUAGGGCCGUAAUGUGAUUCUAGAACAAAGCUGGGGAAGUCCAAAAAUUACUAAGGAUGGUGUAACAGUAGCAAAGGGCAUUGAUUUAAAAGACAAAUUUCAAAAUAUAGGCGCUAAGCUGGUUCAAGAUGUUGCAAAUAACACAAAUGAAGAGGCUGGAGAUGGAACUACUUCUGCUACAGUUCUUGCUAGAGCAAUUGCUAAAGAAGGAUUUGAGAGGAUAAGCAGAGGAGCUAAUCCUGUUGAAAUUAGAAGAGGUAUGUUGCCCUUAUAAGUUGUAUACUCCUAACUAAUCUCAGAUCCCUUGGCAUCUUUUAUAAUUUGUAUAAAUGAUUUAUACAAUUGCUUUUAUCCACUUCUGAAAAAAGAUGCUUUUCUUAUUUCUCAUGUUAAUAAUUUAGCACUAUCCAAACCUCCAUGUAUCUAUUGUUGUUAUAUGGAUUGUCAAUAGUGCUACAGGAAUAAUCUUUAAAAUACUGCAAAAUAACUUUGUAGUAGGAUGAGUUAGUUCACUCAAAAAGAUACAAAGUUAUCUUUCUUUACUUAAAAUCUGUCAGUUUUAACCGUUUAUUUUCCAUUUUAUUUUGUACUGAUCAGUAAUGUGCACUGUAUUUAAGGAGUCUUCCAUACAUGACUUCUCACAUCUAGGGGACUCGUCAAAUCAACCAAAAUAGUGAUUUCAUUAACUCUUUGUCUCCGGAAUUUCCACAUUCUGACGGAAUUAUCUAUUUUGCAUAUUUGUUACGCACUACUGUGUUAUCUCUAAACUGUCAUAACUUUUUUUUUUUUUUUCAUCAGAAUGCGUUAAGUUUGGUGUGGAAUUAUAGGGGAAUGCAUGCUCUUUACCAUCAAUACAGAUUUAGGUUUAAAUUUUAACUCAUUCCUUACGGCAGUGCUACUUCCAUACUUAAUUUAUAUCCCUGAGAAGGGAAGUAACUCAGUGUUGCAAUUGAUUUACAUUUGUAAAAUAUUUUUUUAAGCUGCAAAAUAUUAUUUAAUGUUACAGAUUUAAGAAAAAAUGAAUUCGGUUUAAUAAACAGAUAACAGUGGCGAAAAAAAUAAGAAUUGAUGGCACCCUGUACAAACACAUGCUACAUAUAGAUACGCCGUAACAUGGCACACAUAGUUUCAAAGUGAAACAAGAUUAAAACUUCGGUUUUUUAAAUUGAAAUCAUGUGGAAUUGCCGGAGGUCUCUAGGGAUGGGAAAUUUCAUUGCUGUUUUUAAAUAGAAAUGAGAGGUGUGCUGCUAUUUUGGACGCAUCAUUAGAAACCCCCAAAGGACGCAUAUAGUUCCCAACCACAAAGAAUGAGUUAUUAUAAGUAAAUGUGAUUAUGAUUUAAGGAAAAUAAAAAAUUUAAAUAAUAAACUGACCAGAGGUUCACAAAAAAGAUUACAAGUUAACAAAGAGAAAUGAAUAAAAGUGUAAAAAAAACUUUUUUUUUUUUUUUUUGCUGAACUAUAUCCAUAUGUGCAUCACAAAUAAUAAAGAUCACAUUUUUAAAAAAAAAAACAAAGAUGAAAGACCAGAUCAUAUUAUCCAUCAUCACAGCCACACAAAUGUCCUUAAGAAAAACGUAACUAUUUCCACUGCAAACAAUCAUGUUACUAUCAGAAAUUAUUUGCAUUGUAUCCUUGUAUAUAUUAACAUUUAUUAUGGUAAAUGUAAAAUUUACCAUAAAUUUGUCAUUUCAUUUGGGUUUAGCUAUGGUGAGCCUGAAAACAAUCCAUAUGGAUGUGCAGAUUUGACUCAACAUCCAGCACAGAUGUAUGCCGGGACAGUUCGGCCUGUUCUAUAGUGUUUGCACACCCUCAUUUUUGGAGCUAAUAUGAAUAAUAUGAACAUUUUGCUCCGAUAAGUCACUCAAUGGCAUAGGGAUGUCCACGUCAGGAGCUUCCAAACUUAAUUCUUGAAGCAUGCCAGGAAUUGUUCUCUCUGAAUCAUUGAUACCAGGGUGUAUGCAUCCCCUUGGACACUGACCAAAAUUUUCUUACGGUGUGGGCAAUAUGGUCAACCCCAUCCAUUUACCCUUCCAAAAAUAUAUACUUAUUGAGGUCUUGUAUCAAUAUUUCUAUGUCAUUUAAUGCAAUUUCAAAUAACACUCAAAACACUCUGAAAAGCUCCACAUCAUAGAAUAAUGCAUGCCACAGUUCGAGGGUUAAAAGUAAUUUAAAACCAAUAAAUAAGAAAAGAACCGAAACGAACAGGUUUUUAUGCAUCGUCGAUCCGCAGGAAGCCUCAUUUAAAAUCGAUGAUGGGAGUGUUGAUCUGGAGAGUUACUGGAUGUCCCUCACAAGUUCUUGAAUUAAAUUAGAUCAAGUGUUUAAUGUAUUAUAAUCUUAAAUAACACUACUUCAAUUUAAAAAUCUUGUAGGUGUGAUGUUAGCUGUAGAUGCGGUUGUUGAACACCUUAAAAAAAUGUCCCGACCUGUAACAACCCCAGAAGAAAUAGCACAGGUUAGUUGUUUUUAUUUAUUUUGACCUGUCGUGCAGAGUUUUAUGUGUAAAAUAAUACCUGUCACUGCUGUUAUUAAUAAAAUUAAAAUUUCAAAGUUUAUUUAAGUUUUGAGAUUUUUAAUUUUAGGUAGCAACAAUAUCUGCCAAUGGAGAUAAAUCAAUUGGGGAGCUUAUUUCCAGUGCAAUGAAAAAGGUUGGGAGAGAUGGUGUCAUCACUGUCAAGGUAAGAAUGAUUACAAUUUGUACUCAUUAAUGAUAGUUAUAACACUUUGUGGAAUAUUUAGGAUCGGUUGAAUUCAGAAGUUAAGCAAUAAAAUUUUAUUCACCUCUGUAAAUGUCGAGGUCAAUAUUAACAUACAUAAUAUAAAAAAUUACUUUUCAUCUUUUCAUAAGAUGCCUUGUCCAAUGUACUUAACAGAAAAUGAAUACUUGUAAGGGUCUCUGAAUUCAUUUAAGUCUGGGGGCUUUGUCAUUUUUGACAUGUAUAUGAUAUAGCUUGAAAUAGGUUGACGCUAGAGAAACUGACAAUUACAGGGUUAAAAUAUUUUUAAUUUAAUGUAUCUACUUUGUUUUCCAGGAUGGCAAAACUCUAAAAGAUGAGUUAGAGACUAUUGAGGGCAUGAAAUUUGACAGGGGAUACAUUUCCCCCUACUUCAUGAACACAGCUAAAGGCAAGUUUGUGGCAAGGAUUUCUUUGAUUUGAGUGUUGCAUCAUUUAACUUUUUUAAAAACCAUUGAGGAGGGGGGGGGGGACAAUAUCAUUUAUAUAUCAAAUAAUUUUUUUUCUUGUAUCAUAGGCGCCAAAUGUGAAUUCCAAGAUGCACUUGUUCUGUUGAGUGAAAAAAAGAUAUCCAGUAUUCAGUCCAUCAUUCCAGCUUUAGAGUUGGCCAAUCAGGCCCGAAAACCUCUACUGAUAGUUGCAGAGGAUGUUGAUGGUGAAGCAUUAAGCACAUUAGUUCUUAAUAGGUACAUAUUCAAUUUGUAGUUAAUGCCGUGUUGUGAUGAAACUCUGGACUAGAGUCACUGAAAUUUGUGAUGACUCAUGUGUCUUCUGAACACAAAUUUAUGAAAAUAUUUUUAAAUUUAAUUACAUUUUAGAUUAAUAAUUUAUAAUAAAUUUUGUAGUUUAUUCAGAGAUUUGAAACUUGAUUGUUUGUCUCUGCAGAAUAAAAGUUGGUCUUCAGGUAUGUGCUGUAAAGGCACCAGGAUUUGGUGACAAUAGGAAGAACACUUUACAUGAUAUGGCUAUUGCUACUGGUGGAGUGGUAAGUAUCUCCAAGUGUCUGUACAUUUUAAUGAAUAUAUUAGCCUGAUUAGUCAAGAUUAAGGUUUUAAUUUAUAAUUACGAAUUUAUUCUCAGGUUUUUGGUGAUGAUGGAAACCUCUACAAAUUGGAAGAUAUUCAAAUUCAGGAUUUUGGUAACGUUGGUGAAGUUACAGUAACAAAGGAUGACACUUUGCUGAUGAAGGUAUGCAUUUUGUGUGUAUUUUUUAAUGCACAAUACCGGAUUGGUGUAUUGUCUUCUGACUCUGCACCUAACAAGUAUGUGCUACAUUAUUUGCCAUGUGGGUGUGACUUCACUUUUUUGUGAUAUUCCAUGUGGCAUACAUUUGUAAUUUUAAAAAAUAUUUUUCACAUUUUUUUAUCUUUCUCAAAUGUACCAUCAAUCUUGUAAACCGAAAAUUAAUUCAUAUAAAAUUUCUAUUCACAGGGAAAAGGUAAUAAGGCCGAUGUAGAAAAAAGAAUUGCUCAGAUUAAAGAUGAAAUUGAAAUCAGCACAUCAGACUAUGAGAAAGAAAAGUUUGGAGAGAGAUUAGCAAAAUUGUCCAAUGGCGUUGCUGUUCUUAAGGUUAGUAUCAAAGCUGUGAUAUUAUUCAAAUGAUUGCUAAGCAUUUGUCUACUCUGAUUGGCAUUAGUCUUUCAGAAUGAAUUAAAAUGCGAUAUUAAAUGCAAGACACUUUCCAGAUUUGUAUAUAUUAUAUCUCUGGCAUUCAACUUGCAACACAUUGUAUCAUUCAUUUUCCUCAGUUAAUUAGGUGCAAUACAAAGGUGCUGAAUUUUUCACUAUGCCUAUUAAUAUAAGCAAAUGGGUUGUCUUAACAGUUCAAAUAUUUGUCUUGUUUCAGAUUGGAGGAACAAGUGAAGUAGAAGUGAAUGAAAAGAAAGAUAGAAUUAAUGAUGCAUUAAAUGCUACCAGGGCAGCAGUAGAAGAGGGUAUUGUUCCAGGUGGUGGCACUGCUUUGCUCAGAUGUAUUUCAAUUUUGGAUGGUGUCAAGACUGAGAAUGAAGAUCAAAUUGUUGGUAAGAUGUUUUAGAAUGUUUAUAAGUGGUUUUGUAUUUUUUGCAUCAACUCUUCCAUUUAGCCUUUGUGGCUCAAGUGGUUGUCAAAUGGUGCUAUAAUAUUUUUAGCUAUGCUGUGUUUUUAAGACAUGUUUAAUAGACAUAUCAUUACAGUGGAGCUUACAUUAGUAUGUAACUAUUGAUAUAAUAAUUUAAUUCAGUGGCAUUCCAAUUAAUAAUAAUUGCAUAUUUCCAGGUGUCAAUAUUAUAAGGAAAGCCCUGCGGGUCCCGGCUCUCACGAUUGCACAGAAUGCAGGUGUAGAUUCACAUGUUGUGGUCGAGAAGGUGCUUAAUUCUUCUGGAGAUAUUGGUUAUGAUGCUCUUAAUAAUGAAUAUGUUAAUCUCAUUGAGCAAGGAAUUAUUGAUCCAACAAAGGUGAGUUCAGUAGCGUUAUUUAUUUUUGUAUUGCACUUUUGCCAUUUUGAUGGGACUUCAUUCCUUUCAAAAUUCUCUAUAUGAAGUGCAACAUUAACGCAGCUUACCUUUUUCAAGUCCACAAUUACUGAUGGUGGCCUUGACAGAAUGGCGUGUGACAUUUUACUUACACAUAAAAUUUUAAUUUUGACAUUCUGAUUUUAUUUAUUUUUUAGAUAUUCUGUGAAUUUUCAUGUUUUUUUCCCCAGCAGGCUAAUUUCUAACAGACAUUUUCCAUAGGAUUAGGAUUUUCACAUGCUUGUAUUUGUUGCACUGCCUUUGGACAGUUGCAGUAGGGGACCUGUUCACUAUCACUAUUAACCUAUCUCUUAUUUAACAUGGCUUUAAAGUUACUGUCAUAGUUAAGUAUACAGCUAUUUUAAACAAGUUAGUUCAGCAGUUUUUACAAACUAAGAUGAUACAACUAAGAUAUAUUUCAUUUAGAAUCUAUAAGUGGGGGGUGACUGUCAAAGAGUGCAUUUAUUGUAUUUUCAUAUGCUUGUCAAAAAUGACAAUCUCAUAGGAAAUGAACUGACAGCCCCUUAAUAGAGUACAUUUUCUGAAAGUAUAUUGGACAAGAUAUCUUUUACAUAGUAUGAAAAUGUUUUUAUAUAAUGUAUGUUUAUCUUGACCUGUAAUUUACAGAGUAAUUUAAACCUCUGCAUUUAAUCCUUACAACAAAGCUUAGGGCGAAAGUUGUCGAUGUCUUAUUAUGUUGCCAUCACUGCUAGAGCUAAUAUUGUCAUUACUGGCAAGUGGAUUAUCUCUGAGAUCAUUGCUUUCAUUUUAUUCCAUUUGAAAUAAUGCCAAUACAGUGUUGAUUUUGCGUUCUAGAGGGCAUCCUCUCCAUUAGACUUAGUAGUCUAAAACUUUGUAGCAAAUUUCACACCCGAUUUAUUGCAAAACAAGCCCUGAUAAAAGUAUGUUAGAAACAGAAGCAAACUCAUUUCUAUAGAUUAAUUUCCCCAUUGUGCAUUAAAUCACUUUUAACAACCAUUUUUAUGAUUAUAUUGCCUGUGAUAAGACAGAAUAGGGGCAUAAUGGUUGUUGUUCCACCUAUGAAUGUUAUAAUUAUAGAGUUAAGAGAUGUCUGUGAUACAGAUAUUAAAUAUUAGUUCUACUUGUACUGACACCUUUCUUUACAAACAGCACUCUGUCUCCUUCAGAUUAACUACAGUUAAUCACCAUGAACACACUUUUUAAAAAUAUUUUAUUUGCCCUGCAAUGUUUUUUGAAAGUCUUCACUUUAUUGUAGCCUAUUUUUGUGUUAAGAUUUGAAUUAUUUAUAUCUAAGGUUUUCUUACGCUUUCUGCACUUUUGCCAUUUUGAAAGUUAAAUCUUUUAAAAUUCUCUAGACGUGCUAAAUUAAAUGGCAGCUAACCUUUUUCAUGUCCAUUUUAAUAGUGGUUGUGACAGAAAGGCUUGCUACACUUUUUAUUAUUGACUGUUACGUAGCUGUCCUUAUUUUUUUAAUUAAACUAAUAUUGAAAUUUGAAUUGUAUUAUUUUUCAGGUGGUGAGAACAGCUCUGGUGGAUGCUGCAGGACUUGCUUCUCUUCUCACAACAGCGGAGGCUGUCAUUGUUGAUCUUCCAAAAGAUGAAAGGGAAGGUGGUGGCAUGGGAGGCAUGGGUGGGAUGGGAGGUAUGGGUGGAAUGGGAGGUAUGAUGUAGAUAUAAAAACAAUACUGUUACUGACUUGAGGCUUUUUUGGAAAAGAACAAUCUUUUCUAUUGUUAAACAGUUAACUUGUUUAAGAAAAGGAACACAUAAGAUGCUACAUACUACCUUGUCCCACACAAAAUUUACAUUUGCAAAUUGUUGGCAUAUGUAAUUGUGAUUUCAAAUUGUGUGAUAUUCAGGUUAGUUAUUUGCAUUCAGGAUGUGACUGCCAGUUUCAGAUAAAAGCAACAGCUUUUCAAUACAAUGAGGUUUUAUCUAUUAGUCUAAACAGAUAUUUUGGAUAGUCAUAAGACCAAAAUUGGUGUUCAUUCAUUUAUUGUGAUUUCAUUUCCAGACUUGCAUGUUUUCAUAAAUUUGUAUCAUUGCUGUAAAUUUAAUUUGCCCUGAGAGUAAGGGAGAGCACAAAUCUCAUGAAUCUGUUGACUAGUUCUCUUUGAAAGGUGUGUUUUUUUUUUUGUUUUUUUUUUAAAAUCCAUUUUAGAGAAUCAGUUCAUUCACAAUAUUAGUACUCACUGUUGAGGAUUUGUAUGUAUGAGAUGGAUAACUGUUAAAUAGUUGUGAUAAUAAAGGUUGAUUUUUAUAUUUCUAUCAUUGUAUCUGUUUACUUUUUAUUUGAAGUUUUGUUUAGGCUCAUUAAGUUUUGCUAAAAUAACUCAUUGUACUUCUUAAGCAAUUUGACUACCAUUACUGGUAAUAAAUUUAAGCUGGAUAGCAGAAUCGGCUUGAAAAGUUUCAGGACAAUAAGGGCUAAAUGACUUAUUCAGCAGACGAGGCAAAUUAUUUGAAGUUUUUAAAGUGUGUAUCCAGAAAGACAAAAUGUAGUUCUGUCAGCUCCGGGUAUUGAUAUUUUAACUACAGUACCGAUAAAAAAUGAGAAUAGAAAUUCAAGCAUCACUUAUACUUGAACUUACGCUCAGUUCACACGAUCUAAUUUUUUAUCAUUUGAUUGUUUUCGUAUGAAGCCUUGCCACAACUUUUUAAUUACUUUAUCAUAUUUGCAUUUUUGUUUUGAAAAAAUAAACCAGCA
Messenger RNA from Lymnaea stagnalis (great pond snail), 11772 nucleotides. The record is from the annotation of a GenBank genome assembly. Lineage: Eukaryota; Metazoa; Mollusca; Gastropoda; Lymnaeidae.